AGGAGACAGAAAGAGGCUGUGAUUCGGCUCCGUUUAUAUUCGCCGGCUGGAACUAUUUUCCUUUUUAAAAACCAAGGCUCCUUCAGUGCGCCGUUUUCUUUUCCGCUUUGCAGUCUGUGAUGUCGCCUGUUUUUGUGGCCCGCCUGUAAAGCGCGAGACAGGCACAACAACCGAGGGCGUCUUCCUUUUUUUUUUUUUUUUUUUUUAAUUAUACAUUAUUUGGUUCCUUUAAAAAAAAAAAAAAAUUCUGUUGUCCACACCUUGUACCCUUAUCUCCCCUUUACUCCUAGCCCUUUCUCCUUCUUUUGUUUCAUGCUGAAAGGAAGUGUGUGUUGUUUGAUUUAAUAAAUAUUUCAGUUCCUUCUCAUUUUCUAUCGUUUUGCGUUUUAUGUUGACCAAAAAAACAGAUCAUUUGACUUAUUUUCAUUGCAAGAUCUAAGGAGUUGAAUUAAAAAGAACGACGCCAUCUCCAAGCUAACAUGGCAGUCAGACUGUGCGAUGUGGCUUCUCUGCUUAGAAGUGGUUCGUGGGCGCCUGAGCCUUGGACUGGGCAGGUAAUUGCCGCCAUGGAAUCGCAACUGUCCAACGGGCCGUCGUGCAACAACACGAGCAACGGCCCAUCGACCAUGUCAAACAACUGCUCCUCGCCUGUUGAAUCGAGCAGCAUGGAGGAGAGUAAAACUAACUUGAUAGUCAACUACUUGCCUCAGAACAUGACCCAGGAGGAGCUCAAGAGCUUGUUUGCCAGCAUCGGCGAGAUCGAGUCCUGUAAGCUUGUCCGGGACAAAAUAGCAGGGCAAAGCCUAGGUUAUGGCUUCGUCAACUACGUAGACCCCAAGGACGCAGAGAAAGCCAUCAACACCUUAAACGGCCUGAGACUUCAAACAAAAACCAUUAAGGUUUCCUACGCGCGUCCAAGCUCUGCUUCCAUCCGUGAUGCAAAUUUGUAUGUCAGCGGCUUGCCAAAGACCAUGACUCAAAAAGAACUGGAACAGCUUUUUGCUCAGUAUGGCCGCAUCAUAACCUCACGCAUCCUUGUGGACCAGGUGACCGGACUUUCUAGAGGGGUUGGUUUUAUCCGCUUUGACCGGCGAGUGGAGGCGGAGGAAGCUAUCAAGGGCCUUAAUUGCCAGAAGCCGCCUGGCGCCACUGAGCCUAUCACAGUGAAGUUCGCCAACAAUCCCAGCCAGAAGACUAGCCAGGCGCUGCUCUCCCAGCUGUACCAGUCACCCAAUCGAAGGUACCCAGGACCACUCGCACAGCAGGCACGCUUCAGGCUGGACAAUCUGCUUAACAUGGCUUACGGCGUUAAAAGCAGGUUCUCCCCCAUGGCCAUCGAUGGGGUGACCAGCCUUGCAGGCAUAAACCUCCCGGGCCACCCUGGCAGCGGCUGGUGCAUCUUCGUCUACAACCUGGCGCCGGACGCCGAUGAGAGCAUUUUGUGGCAAAUGUUUGGGCCGUUUGGCGCUGUCACCAACGUCAAGGUCAUACGUGACUUCAACACAAACAAGUGCAAGGGAUUCGGCUUUGUUACUAUGACAAACUACGAUGAGGCGGCCGUAGCCAUCGCCAGCUUGAAUGGGUAUCGCCUCGGGGACCGCAUGCUACAGGUGUCGUUCAAAACCAACAAAACACAUAAAGCCUGAAAAAAAACCAACGUUAAUUUUCUACAUUAGUGAACAACUUUGUAAGAUACUGUCACAAAGAAUAUUCCUUGCGUUUUUGUCGGGUUUUUUUUGCUUUGAAUCUUUCGAUACAUAAAAUAACGAGUAUUUAGGUUUUGUCGUUCUUUUGCGCCAAGUCUUGUGCGAUGUUGUGAUUAUUUAGUUUUUUUGUGUCCCGAUUGUUUCUGUUGCCUUGAGCGUUUAACUUCCUUUAAACUAUUUUAUCGGGUUUGUUGUAUUAUACUCAUUCUCAUAGUCACUCGGUGAUCGGUCAGUCGACCGCAUAAUGUUGCUUACUGUAAAGUUGAAACGGAGAGAAAGACAAAAAAUAUAUAUCGCCAAAGAGCUAAGAACCUCUUUGGGUUUAAGAAAAAAAGUCUAUUUUUAUAAUUAAAAAAAUUGGAGUAAACUUUUUACUGAACCUGGAACAAUAAUACGAAUUUAAAAAGUAUUUUGACUUUGACAGAUUUCUUCGUACGACAACCCUUGUAAGCGUAUUGAGGAAGUUUGCAGCCGGGAGACGUUUGUGAUGUGAACAAAAAAAAAGUUUGUAUUCUCUUUGCUGAUUUCUGUUGUAUUUUUUCAUUUGCUGUUUUGCUAUUUGAUUUUAUGACAAAACUGGGACUCUAAUCUUUUUUUUUGUUUCAUGGAAGGCCCUUAGUUAAAAUGUGUUGCUUGCUUUUGGUAUGUAGAAUGUCUCACUUUGUCCGCAAAAACAUGGUAUCGUUUAUAAUACAUAAACAUUAUAGACCUCUAUUUAUGUGGUACAUACAGAACCAGGGUUUUUUCUUGUUAAAUAUAUAAAAAUAUAACUAAUGCAUAUAAACAGUCUUUAAAUGCUUCAAAGGUGUAAUAAAAGUGACAAUUAGGCAGCACACUUCAAAACCUUUAAAGAGCAGCGCACUUUAUGCAUUAUAUAUGAAUAUCGUUAUCAUUAUCUGUUAAACUUUUAUGCAUUGUGAUGCCCCCAAUUAGCUAUAAUUAGUUUUUGUACUGUUUUAUUUUGUCCAAGGAGUUCGGCCUGCAAAUAUGCUCCCUUCCUUCAUGUGGCUUGAAUGUAAAGAACGCUUCAUUUAGCUGUUUUGUUGUUCGUUGUUGUUGUUGGAAAACAAUAAUUUAAGUAUUUAAAGAAGAGAUGUACUUGUUAUUUAUGUUGGUUUUUUUCAGUACUUAAAAGAAACUAUUUGUUGACCCCAACAUACCCCCAUUUGUUGAGUACAUCAAUAAAUAAGUUUGAAGGGCAAAAUAUGACUUGAAUUUUC
Molecule: messenger RNA, 2926 nt
Organism: Nerophis lumbriciformis (worm pipefish)
Lineage: Eukaryota; Metazoa; Chordata; Actinopteri; Syngnathiformes; Syngnathidae
Source: RefSeq, a predicted model, not a curated record